Molecule: messenger RNA, 1473 nt
Organism: Fusarium venenatum
Lineage: Eukaryota; Fungi; Ascomycota; Sordariomycetes; Hypocreales; Nectriaceae
Product: transmembrane amino acid transporter protein-domain-containing protein
Biological process (GO): amino acid transmembrane transport
Molecular function (GO): L-amino acid transmembrane transporter activity
Source: RefSeq, a predicted model, not a curated record
AUGAGCACUGAGGACAAGACAACAAAGACCCAGCCCGAUAUGGGCCACCAACAGGGUCAGGAUAGCCCUGCCUCCAUUCGAGGCAUCGACGGCAACGAGAUCAGCAACAUCAACGAUGCCAACGAUGAUAUCAUGACCUCUAAGGAGCAGCACUCAGACGAGCCCGUUCAAAACAUCUUCAACCAAGGCGGCAAGAACUACAGAACUCUAGGCAAGUGGGACACCGUCUUCGUCCUUAUCACCAACCAGGUUGGUCUUGGUGUUCUGUCUCUCCCCGGUUGUCUUCAAGUUCUCGGUGUCGUCCCAGGUGUCAUCGCCGUUAUUGGUCUCGGUUGUCUGUCUGCCUAUACUGCCUACGAACUCCUCCAAUUCUACAGAAAGUACCCCCACGUGGUUAACGUCGUCGACAUGUGUGGAAUCAUCGGCGGAAGACCUCUGGAGAUAAUUGCUGGUAUUGGGUUGAUGAUCAAAGUUAUGAUGACUUGCGCGUCUGCCAGCGUAACGUUGUCUGUUGCGUUCAAUACCCUUAGUAACCACUCUCUAUGUACUGUCAGCUUCGUCAUUAUCGCCACUGUCGCAUGCUGGGUUUUGUGUCUUCCCCGAACCGUUAAAUUCGUCUCGCAAUCCGGAAUCCCAUCCACCCUCAGCAUUUUGGCCGCCGCCCUCACUGUCAUGAUCAGCUUGGGCUUUUCCUCACCUUCUCAGGCUCCUCCUGGCUGGGACAGGGAGAUCAAAGUCGUUGGUAACCCUACUUUCCGUCAAGGUCUCAACGCCUGUCUGAAGAUCUGCUAUGCGUACGCAGGAAACAUCAGCUUCGUUUCAUACAUGGCCGAGAUGAAGAACCCCAGCCGAGACUUCCCCAUGGCUUUGGCCUGCCUUGAAUGCUUCUCUAUCAGUCUUUACACCAUUGUCGCUGUCGCCAUCUAUUGUCUGGCCGGCGACUACACUACAUCCCCCGCUUUGGGAUCGGCGCCUAGACUUGCUGCUAAAGUCGCGUAUGGACUCGUUUUGCCAUGUGUGUUCGCGACCGCCAUGGCAUUCGGUCACACUGGCAUCAAAUACAUGUACGUUGUUGCCAUGCGUGGCCUCAAAGCCACCCACCAAGUCACAGACCAAAGUGUCAAGUCAUGGAGCGUUUGGGUUACCUGCGUGACAGUAUACUGGAUUAUUGUCUUUGUCAUUUCCAACGCUAUUCCUAUCUUUGACUCUAUCCUCUCUAUCUCUUCUGCGACAACAAUUGCCUGGUUCACUUUCGGUCUCAGUGCCAUCUUCUGGUUCCACAUCAACAAGGGCCAAUAUACCAAGAAUUGGAAGAAGAUUGCUCUGUGCAUCCUUAACGGACUCCUUAUUGUCCAAUCGCUGUUUAUGAACGGUGGUGGAUUGUGGUCAUCGAUUACCGAAUUGCUCAACAUCUUUGAGAAUGAUUCAAGCAAGAUCCGGGGCACUUUCUCGUGCGGUGACAACUCCAUUUAG